Molecule: messenger RNA, 604 nt
Organism: Coffea eugenioides
Lineage: Eukaryota; Viridiplantae; Streptophyta; Magnoliopsida; Gentianales; Rubiaceae
Exons: 2
Coding region: 159-509 (116 amino acids)
Source: RefSeq, a predicted model, not a curated record
UGCAUAGUGGGUUAGAAUCUUCAAACAUCACUUGCUAAUUGUUUCUUAAACAUGGCCAGCUAAAGUGACAAAAAGUCUCCUCCUACCACCCCCCCAACCCUAGAUAAAAGCCUUCAGAAGACUUGAUCAAAUAUGUAUCACUCAAGUUUCUCCAACAAAUGAGUGGGAGAACUUUUGUCUUGAUUUUGUUCUUCUGGGCACUACUCACCAUUGUCACCCCUAUGCUUGUCCGCUUGUCCGCUUCUGCCAAACCCCACGUUGAAUUCAAGGCCAAGGGGGAAACACGAGAGGAGAUGUACACUAGGAGGUUUUUGGAGAUGUUGCCUAGAAGAGCACUUGUUCCUACAAUGCUGCACAAGGCUCCAUUGGCACCAGAGCCACCAGCUUCCGCACCAGCACCAGAACCAGAACCAGAACCAGAACCAUCAUUAGUAGUCAAUGGCCUAGAACAUUUUGUAGAUGGGGAUAAAUUGAUACCCCAUAAAGCACAUGAGCUGCUGCUCAGAUGAAUUUGGUCCGGAUUAUUGAGCAAACCAUCAUGAGACAAGUGUUCAUUUUUAUUGAAAAGGUGGUUGGGCACGAUUGUAAAUAGAAUGUUGGUAGG